UCACCCCAGGAGCUGCACCACUGGGUUGGUGCCCACCCCUUGUCCUGGAGGCAAAGGUCUCUGUCAGUGUCAAGGUGCGAGCGCCGAGCAGCCCCGCCAGCAGCAUCCCCAGUGACGGGGCCACAGGCUUGCUGGCAGGAUGGGAUGGCGAUCGCUGGUGGUGCUUCCCUUUCUCCUGUCAGCAGUUUCAGGCAACACAGUCCCCUUCUUCAACAUGACGAUCGUCCAUGUGCCCGAGGACCUGGAGCUGGGCCAGGAGGCUUUCCAGCUGACAGCGACUGACAUAGACGGGGACCCGCUCACCUACAGCAUCAGCGGGGAGGAUGCCUUCUACUUCUCCGUCAAUGCCCAGACAGGCAUUGCAACACUGAAGAACUCCCUGGAUCGUGAGGUCAAGGCCAAGCUCACCAUCACCGUCGAAGUGUCUGAUGGGAUAAACAAUGCAGUCUCCAGAAAACUCACCGUCAUCGUUGAUGACCGUAACGACAAUGCUCCAGUGUUCCAGAACCUGCCAUAUGAAGCCUCCAUCCCCGAGAACACGACAUUGGACAGCAUCAUCUACACUGUGUUUGCCAAUGACAGUGACACUGGAAAUGCCUCCAAAGUCAGCUACAGCAUUGAGGAGGUGAUCCCAGACAACGCAAGCAAUUACUGGCUCUUCUACAUCCGGCCCAAUGGGAAUGUGGUGCUCAAUGGCUCACUGGACUAUGCCAGGAACACCUUCUACCAGAUCAAGAUCCUCGCCAAGGAUGGCGGGGGGUUGCUGCACAACGUGAUGGUCUUCCAGAACAGCUCAGCCUACCUGUCCCUGACCAUCAUUGACGUGCCCAACCUGGACCCACGGUUCCUCAAUGAGCCCUAUUUUGGCUCCGUGCCUGAGAACUGUGACCUGGGCACCAGUGUGCUGACCGUCACUGCCAUGGACAGAGACACGGGGGUGAAUGAUGAAAUCUUCUACAGCAUCACCAAUACCAGCAUCCCCUUUGCUAUCAAUGCCACGAUGGGCACCAUCACUGUGAGUGCGCCCCUGGACCGUGAGCAGCUACCAAGUGAGGAAGUGCUGCUGGAAGUCAGGGCACGUGAGAAGAACCUGGACAUCUACGGCAAGGUGGCCCAGGCCAGCACCCUGGUGACAGUCACGGUGAUCGAUGUCAAUGACAACAAGCCCCAGUUCUACAACUGCUCCCUCCUGAGCUGCAACUUCUCCACUGAUGCCCAGAGCAACUUCACGGGCACCAUCAUAGAGCACUCCUCCUCCAGGCUGCCCGUGUCCAACCUCAGCAUCGUCGCCCAUGACCCAGACAAGGGCAUCAACAGCAAUUACAAGCUGUACCUGCGAGGUCCAAAUGCCAGUGCCUUCUCCGUCUCCCCCACCAAUAUCAUGGGCACAGGGGAGGUCCAGAUCCUGGUGCAAGACCCGGCCGCUGUGGACUAUGAGAUAAGCCAUGUCAUGGUGGUGCAGAUUGUUGCUAAUGACACGGGGAACCCCACAAACUGCUGCUCCACAGCCACCGUGACCAUCGAACUCAUUGACAGCAACGAUCACAUCCCUGAGUUCCCCCAGAGCAUCUACACCCUGAGCGUGAUGGAGAACAGCCCUGACGGCACCAUCAUCUCCCCAAACAUCACGGCCUACGAUCCAGACAGCGGUGUCCUGGGCCAGAUCACCUACCAGCUGCUCCCAGAGAGCAUCCGUAACACCUUCAUGGUUAAUGCCACGACCGGGGCAGUGCUGGUGCGGAACGGGAGCUUGCUGGACCGGGAGACUCGCUCCAUCUACUAUGCAAACCUCCAGGCCAAGGAUGGGGGCAACCUGGUGGGCACCACGGUGCUGGAGAUCACCGUGCUGGACGACAACGACAACCCACCCAUAGUCAUUGGCUCCUACUUCAUCUCCGUGGAAGAGGGGCUGAACAUCAGCACACAGAUCCAGGCCAUUGACAACGACGAGCCUGGCAACCCCAACAGUGAAGUGGGCUUCAAGAUCCUGCCAGGACCAUUCAGUGACAACUUCACCAUAGAUGCAGCCACAGGUGAGAUGCACAGCAAGGAGCCGCUGGACCGUGAGGCCUUGGAAGAUGAGCGGGGGCAGAUGGUGGUGACGGUGGAGGUGUAUGACCAUGGCACACCACAGCUCAGCACCUUGGUGAACGUCACCAUCACUGUGGGGGAUGUGAAUGACAAUGCUCCCGUGUUCCUCAACCAGUCCUACGAGUUCUCAGUGUUCGAAGACUCCCCAGGGGCCCUAGUGGGUGAGGUGGAGGCCACAGAUGCUGACCGGACAGAGAUCAAUUCCCGCAUCUCCUUCCUGCUUGAGAGGAGCAGCGGCUCUAGCAACUUCUUGAUCCGCUCGUCCCGCCUGAAAGCAGGGCACUAUGUUGGGCAGCUGACUGUAGACCCCGACAUGGCCCUGGACUAUGACACCCUGCAGGAGAAGUUCUUCUCCUUGGUGGUGGUGGCGGAGAACACGGCCGCGUACGACGUGGGGGCCAAUGCCAGCGUCCCAGUGGUGGUCCACAUCCUGGAUGUCAAUGACGAGCCCCCCAGCAUCCAGCCGGUCCCGCAGGACGUUCACGUGAGCGAGAACGGCACGCAGGAGGGGCUGGUGGUCACACUGGUCGCCUCUGACCCAGACACCAAUCACUCGCUGGUCUUCGAGGAGCUGGCAGUCACCUGCUUCAAGGAUGGGAGCAGCGCCGGGGAUGUGUGCUGGGACUGGUUCCUGCUGGCACCCAACGGCUCCGUGCUGGUGAACAGCUCUGACAUCGACUACGAGCUGUGUGACACGGUGGUGCUCAUGCUCCGCGCUGAAGACCUCUACACUGAGAAGGGCAACCGCUACAGCCAGAACGAAACCCUGAGAAUCCUCAUCACUGAUGUGAAUGACAACGCACCGGUCUUCCUGCCUGUCACAGAGACCUUUGUGGUUGUCCCUGAAACCUCCCCAGUGGACCUGCAAGUGGCUGCUGUGAAGGCCACAGAUGCUGACUCAGGGCAGGGGGGAACCAUCAGCUUCUCCAUCAUCAGUGUGGUGCUUGUGGAGGACAACGGGGUCAGCCGGCCCUUCGAGAACCUCUUCAAGCUGGUGACAACGACUGAGAAGGACAUCUACAUCGGGAGCAUCCAGGUGGCCAGCAACCUUGAUGGCUCGCUGAAGGGGCAGUACCAGGUGACAGUGGAGGCUCAGGACAAUGAGGCACCAGUGCACAGAGUACAGACUGUGCUGACUAUCUUCACGGUGGAUCAGAGCUACCGCAUUCGCCUCCAGUUUGUGACAACGGUGGAUGAAGUCCAGAGUAACAUCCAAAGCAUCAUAGCGGCCCUGACCGCCGUGACCAAGGCAGGAGUGUACGUGGCAGGAAUCAAGAGAAUGGAGGAGACCCGUGCCUCCCAGGUGGUAGCCAAGUCAGUGAUGGAGGUGUACUUCGUCUACAGCAACGGCACUGCCCUGGAUGUCAACCAGCUGAGCAUGCUCAUACAGUCUGAUCCACUGAUCCUGGCUGAGCUGGUCAGCCUGGGCCUGGCCAUCAUCGGUCCCGGGGAGGUGGUGAAGCCCACCAGGGAGACAGAGCUGAUCGGCAUCAUUGCAGGGCUGGCAGCAUUCCUGCUCAUCUUCAUCCUCAUCAUGACCCUGGUCUUGGUUCUCACCUCUAGGAGCUACAAGAGGAAGCUGCAUGCAAUGAAGGCUCUGAAGGCAGCCACGACGUUCAGCCCUGCCAUGGUGCAGCAGGGUCCUGGCAUCCCCGGCACCAACCAGUACAAUGCAGAGGGGGCCAACCCCAUGCUGAACCUCUCGCUCGAUCCCUCACACGACUUGGGCUUCCACGAGGAUUCCAGCUCUGUGGCCAGCAUGAAUUCCCUGGAUGAAAACACAGUAAAUGCACCCGGGGAUGAGAAACUCAAGGCCAAGGAGGGCAAAGCGGAGCUCACAGACCCCUCUGACAGGGAGGCGCUGGUGGCUGCCCUGAACCUGAACCAGCCCAGCAAAACAGCGUACAUCAACACCACCUUCACCACCACAGACCUGUGAGCAGGCAUCUGGGGUGCAGCUGGGCCAGAGCAGGACUCAGGCAGCUGCGCUGGUGAUGCUGUGUUCAGAGGCUGGCAAUAAAC
Molecule: messenger RNA, 4113 nt
Organism: Neopsephotus bourkii (Bourke's parrot)
Lineage: Eukaryota; Metazoa; Chordata; Aves; Psittaciformes; Psittacidae
Gene: CDHR2
Product: cadherin related family member 2
Exons: 33
Coding region: 140-4030 (1296 amino acids)
Biological process (GO): homophilic cell-cell adhesion
Cellular component (GO): plasma membrane
Molecular function (GO): calcium ion binding
Source: RefSeq, a predicted model, not a curated record